AUGAGUUUACGAGCAUUCUGUCUAUUUGCCAUCCUUGUCCUUGUUCUCAUGUUCACCAACAUUCUGGCUUCAGAAUUUUCCACCAUGACCAUGACCAGUUUAGGAAACGAGACUGAUCGAUAUGCUUUGCUUGAGUUCAAGAAACAAAUUACUGACGAUCCCCUUGAAGCACUAAGUUCUUGGAACGACUCUCUCCAUUUCUGCCAUUGGCGAGGUGUCACAUGUGGUCGUCGGCAUCAACGAGUCGUGUCCUUGUAUUUAGAGGGGCAACGCUUGGUUGGAACGUUAUCUCCUUACAUUGGGAAUCUCACAUUUCUUCGUUCCAUCAAUCUCGACAAUUAUAGCUUCCGUGGAACCAUCCCCCAAGAAGUUGGUCGUCUGUUCCGGCUGCAAUAUAUCAGUCUGACCAAUAACACCUUCAGAGGAGAACUCCCAAUCAAUCUGACCCAGUGCAACAAUCUCAAGAUGCUGAGUAUAAGGAACAACAAACUUAGUGGAAUGAUUCCACCUGAACUUGGGUUCAUGCCCAAGCUCUCGGAAAUCCAUCUCAACAAAAAUUACUUUACUGGACGAAUCCCACCUUCUUUGAGUAACCUGUCUACGCUCACAGGUCUAAUUUUAUCAUUUAAUGGCUUGGAAGGAAGCAUUCCUGAAGAACUCGGCAAAUUGACGGGGUUAGAAUAUAUCAUGAUUGGUGUUAACAAUUUGUCUGGUAUGUUCCCUCACUCCUUGUACAAUUUAUCAUCUCUCAACCAUAUUGGUCUCACAUACAACCAAAUUCAUGGAAGCUUCCCACCAAACAUAGGCCUUACACUUCCGAACCUCAAUCGCCUCCAAGUUGAAUUUAACCAAUUUACUGGAGAAAUUCCAGUUUCCUUUGGCAAUAUUUCAGGACUAGAAAUAUUUAGUGCCGGUGGAAACAAUUUGUUUGGACCAAUCCAUGUUGACUUUGGUGGUCUUAAGGAUCUCUGGACUCUAGCAAUUGCUUGGAAUAAACUUGGAGCAGGGAAAGAAGAUGAUUUGGGUUUUCUCACUUCUUUGACCAACUCUACCAGACUAGAGAAAUUGGAACUGUUUGGUAAUAAUUUUGGAGGCACGUUGCCAAACUCUAUAGGCAAUUUCUCAACUACAAUUCAAUAUUUUUUGCUUGAAAAAAACCAAAUAUCUGGAAACAUCCCCUUGGGAAUAGAAAACCUCAUCAACUUGAGCAUUUUGUCCUUGAGGGACAACUUAUUAUCAGGUAGCAUUCCCCCUGGUAUUGGAAAACUAAAGAACUUGAGAGUAUUGGACAUGCAAAACAACACACUCUCAGGAGAGAUUCCUUCCUCUUUGGGCAAUCUCACUUUUCUGUAUUAUCUUUCUUUGAAAAACAACAAACUUACAGGAAGUAUUCCUUCUAGCCUUGGAAAUUGUCAGCAUCUAAAAAUUGUGUUCCUUUCUCAUAACAAUCUGGUUGGUAUCAUACCAAAAGAAGUCUUUGGUCUUUCUUCCCUAUCACAUUUCUACUUGCAUUUUAAUUCACUGUCUAGUCCCAUACAUUUGGAAAUAGGAAAGUUGCAGAGUAUUGAAGAAUUGACCUUCUUUGGAAACAAAUUGUCUGGUAAAAUCCCCAACAGUAUUGGAAAUUGUCUUAGUUUACAUAAACUAUAUAUGGGAGAUAACCUUUUGGAGGGAAAUAUUCCUCCAUCACUAAGUUCAUUAAAGGGGAUUGAAGUACUAGAUCUUUCACAAAACAACUUAUCAGGACAAAUUCCAAAAGAUCUAGAAAACCUUCAAUAUUUACAGAAAUUGAAUUUGUCUUUCAACAAUCUUGAGGGUGAGGUGCCAACAGAAGGAGUAUUUGGAAAUGCAAGUGCAAUUUCAGUGGAUGGAAAUGAUAAGCUUUGUGGAGGAAUCAUUGAACUACACUUGCCAACCUGCUCAACUACUGAUUUGAAAAGAAAAAAUACCAUGUCCAAAAAAGUGAGGGCCAUAAUGAUUGUGGUUCCAGUUUUUCUUUUGAUUUGCUCUUUGGCUGUGUAUAAAGGAAUCCUCAAUCAGGUUGACAAAGUUGUUGCGAUAAAAGUUCUCAACCUUCAACAACCAAGAGCUUCCAAGAGCUUCAUGACUGAGUGCAGUGCAUUGAGGAACAUUCGCCACAGGAAUCUUGUCAAGAUACUUACUUCUUGCUCAAGUCUGGAUUCAAAAGGCAAUGAUUUCAAAGCCCUGGUUUUUGAGUUUAUGUCCAAUGGCAGCCUAGAGAUGUGGUUGCAUCCAGACAUGGAUGUACAGAACAAUCUCAGGGAAUUAAACAUCCUUCAAAGGCUAAAUAUUGCAACUGAUGUGGCUUCAGUAAUGGAUUAUCUUCAUCAUCACUGCCAAAUCCCAGUUGUUCACUGUGAUCUAAAGCCAAGCAACAUUCUUCUUGAUGAUGAUAUGAGUGCUCAUAGUAUGGCACAAGUGGCGAGGUGUCAACACAUGGGGAUGUGUACAGCUAUGGAAUCCUCUUACUGGAGAUGUUCACAGGAAAAAGACCAACAGAUGAAAUGUUCAAAGCUCCAUAGAUUUGCAAAGAUGGCUUUUCCUGAAGAAGUGAUGAAAAUUUUGGACCCAAAACUUCUACCCAUGAAUGGAGUAGGAGAAGAAACAGAAGAGGAAACCAGGUUAAACUUUGGAAGUCUUGGUAAUGUGAUGGAUAAAUUGCAAGAGUUUAUUGCUCCAGUGAUAAGAAUUGGAAUCCAAUGUUCUGCUGAAUCUCCUAAAGAACGAAUGGACAUAAAUGAUGUCGCCAGGGAAUUAAAUCAGAUCAGAGAAGCCUUUCUUGGCAUCGUCAUUGAAGCACAUCAAGUGAGACCAACUAUACAAUCAUACUAA
This is a messenger RNA of Nelumbo nucifera (sacred lotus), 2853 nucleotides long. NCBI's taxonomy places the organism in Eukaryota, Viridiplantae, Streptophyta, Magnoliopsida, Proteales, Nelumbonaceae. The record is from RefSeq and is a predicted model, not a curated record.